GUUCCUCACUCCAGCGCCCUCAUGCCCCCACCCUUCUCUUCAGCUCGGGGCUUCGGCGCGCCUCGUCCCCGCCCUUCGCCCCGGGAGAGGAGCGGGCGGCGUGGGAGGGCUCGCGGAGAAAGGCCCAGAGGGCUAGACGACCUCCCUCCGGCAGCCACUUCUUCGGCAGCAGGGACCCGGAGCCACCCGCCCGCGGGCGAGCCAGGCCCGAGGGCAGCCCCAGAGACCGCGGUGGCCGGAUGCGCGGGCACGUCACUUCCGGGCGGUGCAGCGGCGGCCGCUUGGAAGAUGGCUGCGCCCUGUGGCUCGGAGCUGCCCGCCAACUCGCCGCUAAAAAUCCCGAAGAUGGAGGUGCUCUCCCCGGCUUCUCCUGGUGGCCUGAGCGACGGAAAUCCAUCGCUGUCCGACCCUUCCACGCCUCGGGGUGCCUCCCCGCUCGGGCCGGGCAGUGCGGCGGGCUCGGGGGCAGCGGCGUCCGGGGGUCUCGGGCUGGGGCUGGGGGGCCGCAGCGCCGCCUCGUCCUCGGUCUCCUUCUCCCCUGGUGGCGGCGGUGGCGGGGCUGCGGCAGCCGCCGCCGCCGCUUGCCGGGGCAUGUCGUGGACGCCGGCCGAGACGAACGCGCUCAUCGCAGUGUGGGGCAACGAGCGGCUGGUGGAGGCGCGGUACCAGCAGCUGGAGGGAGCCGGCACGGUGUUCGGCAGCAAGGCCCCCGGGCCAGCCAUGUACGAGCGCGUGUCCCGGGCCCUGGCCGAGCUGGGCUACGAGCGGACCCCGUCCCAGUGCCGGGAGCGCAUCAAGACCCUUCGCAGGUGUUACAGUCGGGUGAAAGAACAUGGUGUUGGGAAAAGAAAGAGCAGUUACACAUUUGAACAGUUGGAACAGGUGUUUGGUCAGGGAGGAUGGGAUGCUCAGCCCUGCCAGCCUGUACUUAUUAACAGUAGUGGCUUGUACCAGGAGCUGGAGUCAGAUGGCAGCACUAUGGAGGACUAUUCACAGGAGGACUGGGGAAACCACAGUCAGGAUCUCCAUGGCUAUCCAACAGAUCAGGAAUUGGAUGAAAUACCUGUCACAAAGAGAACAUUAAAAAUAAAACAAGAGUCUUCUGAAGAAGCACAGAAGAGAGACAUCAUGCAGAAUAUUGUGCAGAUUUUGGAAUCGGUACAGUUGAAAUGGGAACUUUUUCAGAGCUGGACAGACUUUUCAAGGCUCCAUCUUUCUAAUAAACUGGCCAUUUUUGGAAUUGGUUAUAACACCCGUUGGAAAGAGGAUAUCCGUUACCAUUAUGCUGAGAUCAGCUCCCAGGUGCCCCUUGGCAAGCGACUUCGGGAGUACUUCAACUCUGAGAAGCCUGAAGGACGGAUCAUUAUGACCCGAGUGCAGAAAAUGAACUGGAAAAAUGUUUACUACAAAUUUUUAGAGAUCACUAUUAGCGAAGCUAGGUGCUUGGAGCUGCACAUGGAAAUUGACUGGAUACCCAUUGCCCACUCCAAACCAACUGGUGGGAAUGUUGUUCAAUAUUUAUUGCCUGGGGGUAUUCCUAAAAGCCCAGGCCUUUAUGCCAUUGGCUAUGAAGAAUGUAUUGAGAGGCCCCUCUCACCACACAUGGAGCAGCGUUCCCUGGACCCAGGAAAAGAGGGCCGGGUUGACCUGGAAACCCUUUCAGCACAAACCUCAUUACAGGUGGAAAUAGAACCCACCCGAAUUAUCUAUUGCUACCUCGGGAUUGCUGAGGUCAGGACUCUGCAGCAGUGCUUAUUUUUACAUUUCCAAGCAAAUACCAAAACCUUCAGCAAAGAUUGGGUUGGUAUUAAUGGGUUUUUGUCUCAGAACUGUAUUGUGGAUCCCGGAGUUUCUCCCAAAUCCAUCUACAUCAAAUUUGUAGAAGUAGAGAGGGAUUUUCUUUCUGCAGGCUCUUUAGUUGAGUGCCUGGAAAAAGCCAUUGGAUACCCCUUAAAAUUUAACAACUGAAUGUCAUCCUUCAUAAGGAUUUGGGCUCUUAGCUCCUUCUUCUCUACUCACUUCCCAUUACCUGGACCACCCCUCAUCCAGAUGCCACCAUCAGACUCUUCACGGAAACCCGUUCUUCAGUUGGGCCAGUACGACUUCUAAGGAAUCAUAGUAGACUUGGGCCAGAAAAAACAGACCUCACCUGAAAAUGCUCAUUUUGAGCAAGCAAGAUAUAUAGCGAACUUGCAUGGUGGGUCAGCUAUUUCUUUUUUAAAAACAGAAAAACAAUUUUUAAAUGGAUUUUAGAGCCCUAAUAUAAACAAAUGUAGGUACAUUCCAUAUUGGACAAAACUUAUACUUUGAGUUUCAUAUGAAAUUGAAAAAUUGUAUUUUUUUCACAAUGUUUCAUUUUUACACAUCUCUGUGUCUCUAUAUAAGUAAUAUUUACAACCCUGAAUAAAUAAGCAAUAGAUAAUGGCAAGUUAAAUCUUGAUUCACACUUAAAAAGACUGUUUUUCAAUAUCACCCUUAGCUACUAUUGUAUAUAGUUUAGAGUUUCAUUUUUUUCACCAACCAAGUGUUUUGCUAUUUCCAAUCAGUGUUGCCUGCAAAGACCUUUGUUUCUGUGAUGUACCAACUUUACAGUUGUGUUGCCAUUUAAACCUUUUUAAAAAAAAAAAAAAAUUAAAGUAAUUCCUGGCC
Molecule: messenger RNA, 2649 nt
Organism: Piliocolobus tephrosceles (Ugandan red Colobus)
Lineage: Eukaryota; Metazoa; Chordata; Mammalia; Primates; Cercopithecidae
Gene: MSANTD2
Product: Myb/SANT DNA binding domain containing 2
Exons: 4
Coding region: 22-1968 (648 amino acids)
Source: RefSeq, a predicted model, not a curated record